Messenger RNA from Phytophthora infestans T30-4, 2211 nucleotides. RefSeq lists its product as uncharacterized. The record is from RefSeq and is a predicted model, not a curated record. Bases 1 to 2211 code for a protein of 736 amino acids. Lineage: Eukaryota; Oomycota; Peronosporomycetes; Peronosporales; Peronosporaceae. The transcript has 8 exons.
AUGCGUGAUCUGAUCAGGAAGAUGCUCGAGAUGCCUUCAUCGGGUAUACGAGUCGGACCAGCGUUUGGCGCUGCUGUUGAAAAGAGUCUUGAACAUGUUUUUAGCUCUGGAUUGGAGGCAUGCUUGACUGCUGCAACCCAAAAGAUCAUUACUGCUACCGAUCUGAAGAUUGCGAUGGAGAUAUUCCAGCUUGUGCUCCCUCGAGCGCCAGAUGAGCCAAAGCAGUUGGCUCAAUUGGUCACGAGCAAGUUGCGAGUGGCUGUACAGCAGCUUGUGCUGAAUUACCCCUCGACGGAUGGUCCAACAUUCCACGAACUCUACGCGAUUGACUUGCUCGGGAGGGUUAUUUCUGCGUGCACAGCUCAUUUUUUCUGGAAUUAUUUGACGUCUACGACCGCCAAGCCCCGAAAUCUUGCACCUCGCGUGCUAGGUGCUGCACUGAAGUAUAACCCCAAGAAGGAAUGGCUAAGAAAUGAGUUCCUGAGAGAAAAUGGAUCAGAUCAAGAACUGUGUACCGCGUGGCUGUUGGGAACGCUUGACGUUGCGGCGUUAAACUCUACUCCAAUCGUGUUUAAGCUGGAGGAUGUUCCAUUCGGGGUGAGUCAAGAAUCUACGCUCAACCAGAGUCGUAUUCGUGAUUCAGACUACUGGGUCAUGUUGACGGACGGCAUCAUGUAUCAUCUACUCCGCAGUGACUCGGUAGGAUUUGGGUCAAUGGAUCCACAGAUACUGAAGCUGUUACGUGACGUAGCAUCCACAUGCAAAUUUCGUUCAUCGGUGCGUGCGAACGGAGCAGGACUUCACGACGUCGCCACAUUGUACGAUCUCCAUUUGGAUGUAUUCCAGUCAUUUUGUAAAAGUGCUGGCAACACUUGGAGUACGCUCGCUGCUUCUCGCACGACCGAUCGGCAGGAGAUGAACCAGUUUCGAAUCAAGAUGGUGAACGCUCCGACUGGAAUCUUCGUCUCAUUCCUCGAGGCCUACAAGCUGAAUUUCCGUCGAGCUUGUAAAGAGAUCGACCAUUGGAAUCACAGCUGGCAUAUGUAUGGCAAGUUGUUUCUCCGGCAGGCUGGCGUGAAUACCACAGGAGGACGAUCGUAUCACGAAAUGGACGACACGAUUAAAUCGUUUGACGAGAGACUUACGGGACUGACCACGAUGUUUCGCUUCAUGUAUCAAUGCAUUGAUGCAUUGCUGUUCUACUGUGGCGAGAUGGCGAUUGGAGAAAAUAAUCUCUUCUUUAGCGCGAUGGAGCUGCUAUUUCGUCAAGUCAAUAGCGCCGAUGUGAAUGACGAGCUUCGGAAAGGCUUUUGUUCGGCCUCGAUGCGGUUUGUGGACAGUGUUCAGCUCUUUUUCGCUCGUCAGAAGUACCCCAGCUUGUUACAUUGGUUUGCACAGACGUCAGAGAUUUACCAGACGUUCAAGGCCGGAUGGAAAAAAUCUCAUCUAAGAACGCUACUCGUGAAUAUUUUGGAUCCUGAUGGACCUCUGGGAAUUCACAAUUAUUACCCAGACGACGAGGCUUCCAAAGGCGCCACCGUAGAUAUUGAUGUGAAGACAGUUCGACGAGAAGCAUUUUAUUUGUCGUGUGGCCUCUUCAACUGUAGAUGCACGAGGUCAUUCGAGCAUUCACGAGCUCAACCGCGACUUACGUCUUGUAAACGUCUCCAGCAACUCCGGAAGUUUGUAUUGGAUGAUUUCGCGCGGGAAACCUUCUCCUUCGUGCUAGAAGAAGACGUUACUACGUUGCUGGAAACGAUGGUGCCUUUAUGUCAGUUCGUGCGCGCUCUGAGUGAGCUCCACUUUUGCCUCGAAUGGAUAGUGGAAUGCAUGAUCAAGCUCGUACCUGGCGAAGAAGCUGUGAGCAGCAUUAUCUGCUGUGUCUUGUUGACCGAGUUGUGCGGAAUUGUGUGUGAAGCGAUCACAUUCAACGACAGCCGGCCGAUGUUGGAGCUGGUUGAUUUGGUUGAGCUUGUGCUCUCUUACCUGCAGACCGUCUAUGUGGCAUUAUCCAAGCGGACAACAGCUACGAUCGGUACACUGUUUACUGUCGGUACUGAGUUACCAGUGUCGGCAAAGCUAAGUGCGUACCGAUUCGCUCCUUCUGCUUUCCCUUCAACUGACCUCCUUACUGCUAUCGGGCGCGUGGCUCAGCACUGCAAGACAUCGUCGGACGAGCGACUUCGAGGACGUACAACAAUAUCGCUGUGA